This is a messenger RNA of Hibiscus syriacus, 2602 nucleotides long. Its product is annotated as scarecrow-like protein 34. The record is from RefSeq and is a predicted model, not a curated record. Gene Ontology annotation, cellular component: nucleus. Gene Ontology annotation, biological process: regulation of DNA-templated transcription. Lineage: Eukaryota; Viridiplantae; Streptophyta; Magnoliopsida; Malvales; Malvaceae. Gene Ontology annotation, molecular function: sequence-specific DNA binding; DNA-binding transcription factor activity. The coding region runs from base 111 to 2339 and encodes 742 amino acids. The transcript has 2 exons.
UAUUUAUUAUUCAACACCACCUCUUCAUCUUUAUCCCCACGCCUUUUCCCUUCCUCUUAUUCCUCUCAGGCUGUCUCCGUCUCUCUCUUUAAGAAAUUUGGGAUUUUUAGAUGGCCAUGAAUCCGAAUUCCACUGAAACCUUUGAUUACAUCAACGGUUUCAAAGUUGAAGACUAUGCAUUCCACAAUGGAUUUCAAUUUGAUAUCCCAUCUCCAGAUCUUAACUUUAUGAACAUGUAUGUUCCUCCUACUAUUCCUCCUGAACCCGACCCUGGUAUCUUUGUUCCAUCCAUUACAAGUUCAGAUGGUAGCACUUUUUCAGCUUCCUCGAGCUGGAGUCCAGUUGGGGAGUCUUACUCACCUCCUAAUGACAGUGACUCAACCGAUCCAGUUCUCAAAUACAUAAGCCAGAUACUUAUGGAAGAAAACAUGGAAGACAAGCCUCAUAUGUUUAAUGACUAUUUGGCUCUCGAAGACACCGAGAAAUCCUUAUAUGAAGUCAUCGGUGAGCAAUAUCAUUCGAAUACUCUAAUGGAGAGUCCUAAUAGUAACCUUUAUGGUAGUAAUGGUCAUUUGUAUACUGGUGUUGGCACCGGCAGUGAGUCUAGUUAUUAUGUCGAUCAUCGUGGUGUUGGUGAAGUUGGAGAACCUGGUUCACAUUUUUCUGUAAACUCAACUACUAGCUUGAGUAACAUUGGUAAUGGGAUGAUGGAAUCUUCGGUUAGCGAGCUUCUUCUUAAGAAUAUCUUUAGUGAUAAGGAAUCUAUGUUGCAGUUCCAGAGAGGGUUUGAGGAAGCCAGUAAGUUCAUCCCUAGUAAUGAACAACUAGUUAUUGACCUAGAGAGCAACACAUUUCCCAUUGGGAAAAGGGGGAAUGUACAGAAAGUUGUAGUCAAGGUGGAGAAGGAUGAGAGGGAGAGUUCUUCUGAUGAGUUGGCGGGUAGGAAGAAUCAUGAUCGGGACGAUUGGGAAUUGGAAGACGAGAGGAGCACCAAGCAAUCAGCAACUUAUAUAGAAGAGAGUGAUUUGUCUGAAGUAUUUGAUAAGGUGUUACUUUGUACUGAAGGAAACGCUAUGUGUGAUACCAAUGGAACUGUGAAGCACGGAGAAACCAAUUCGUUGCAGCAGAAAGAUCAGUUGAAUGGAUCUAGUGUUGGAAAAAUUCGUUCUAAGAAAACGGGGAAUAAGAAAGAAUCGGUGGAUUUGAGGACUCUUCUGAUUCUUUGUGCACAGGCUGUUUCUGCUGAUGAUCGUAGGACAACAGGUGAACUGCUAAAGCAGAUUAAAGAGCACUCUUCUCCUCAUGGUGAUGGAACUCAGAGGUUGGCCUAUUUUUUUGCAGAUGGCCUUGAGGCACGGUUGGAUGGGAGUGGAGCUCUAGUUCACAAUUGUUUUGCUUCUCUAGCUUCCAAGAAGACAACAGCUGCUGAUAUCUUGAAAGCUUAUAAAGCUUACCUUUGCGCUUGUCCGUUUACGAAGCUAGCAAUUGUCUUUGCAAACAAAACGAUUUACCGUGUGUCUCAGAAAGCAAGUGUCCUUCAUAUUAUAGAUUUUGGUAUUCUGUAUGGUUUCCAAUGGCCCAUUCUCAUCCAGCAUCUCUCAAAGAGACCUGGUGGGCCUCCUAAGCUACGCAUAACCGGAAUAGAGAUUCCCCAACGUGGUUUCCGCCCAGCAGAAAGAAUUGAAGAGACAGGUCGUCGCUUGGCAAAGUAUUGUGAGCGUUUUGGAGUUCCAUUUGAGUACAAUCCGAUAGCAGUUGAAAACUGGGAAGCCAUCCGGAUUGAGGACAUGAAAAUCAAUCGCAAUGAGUUGCUUGCCGUGAAUUCUCAUUUCCGGUUUCAGAAUCUACUUGAUGAGACUGCCGAGGUGGACUGUCCAAGGGAUGCCGUGUUAAAAUUGAUCAGGAAAAUGAACCCAGAUAUUUUUGUUCACAACAUAGUAAAUGGAGCUUACAAUGCUCCCUUCUUUGUUACUAGGUUCAAGGAGGCUCUAUUCCAUAUGUCUGCAAUAUUUGAUGUAUUCGAAAACACGUUACCGCGUGAGGAUCCAGGUAGGUUGAUGUUUGAGAGGGAGUUUUAUGGGCGGGAAGCAAUGAACGUUAUAGCAUGUGAGGGCUCGGCAAGGGUUCAGAGGCCAGAAACAUACAAGCAAUGGCAGAUUCGUACGAUCAGAGCAGGAUUCAAGCCGCUUCCGUUGGAGCAAGAACUGAUGAAGUUAGUCAGGGAUAAGCUGGAGGCUUGCUACCACAAAGAUUUCGUAAUCGAUGAAGACAACAACUGGAUGUUGCAGGGAUGGAAGGGCAGGCUUCUUUAUGGUUCUUCGUGUUGGGUACCUGCAUAGGAGCAUGGACCGGAAUAUCGGCUACAACUGAGAUCGUGACCAAGACAUUCCUUUGGAAAGGAUAGUUUCAAACUAUGGGGGAAGCUAACACCAUUUCACACACAUAAUUUGUUUUCCCUGUUAGUGGGGUGAUCCGUCGUCCAUGGGGGACAUCUCAGCUUUUUGUAGUGUACUGCAUUAGUUCAAAAUAUUAAUCCAUGAAAGUGAAAUUUUGUAGAAAACCUUUUUCUUGCUACUUCAUGUUCAUCGACUGUUGCAUGGUU